Molecule: messenger RNA, 839 nt
Organism: Micropterus salmoides (largemouth bass)
Lineage: Eukaryota; Metazoa; Chordata; Actinopteri; Centrarchiformes; Centrarchidae
Product: tetraspanin-14-like
Exons: 6
Coding region: 139-648 (169 amino acids)
Biological process (GO): protein localization to plasma membrane; protein maturation; regulation of vascular endothelial growth factor signaling pathway
Cellular component (GO): membrane
Source: RefSeq, a predicted model, not a curated record
GGCAGCACCUGUAAAGUCCUGAAAGCCGCAGCUGGCUGCUUGUUGUUGUUGUUGGAGGAAGCAGCGGUCCGUUAUCAGCAGGGUGUGUUGCUGACAGAGUCGGAGGAGCCUGGUCGUGUUUCUACAGACUGCUGAGAGAUGUACUACUAUCGCUAUGACAACGCUGAGGUCAGCUGCUGCUACAAAUACCUGAUGUUCAGUUACAACAUCAUCUUCUGGCUGGCUGGAGCUGCCUUCAUUUCAGCUGGUUUCUGGGCGUGGAGUGAAAAGGGAGUCCUGUUGGAUCUGACCCAGGUGACUCGGCUGCAUGGUUUCGACCCAGUCUGGUUGGUCCUGGUGGUGGGCGGAGUCACCUUCAUCCUGGGCUUCGCCGGCUGUGUGGGGGCUCUGAGGGAAAACAUCUGUCUGCUGAAGUUUUUUUCCGGCGUGAUCGGCUUCAUCUUUAUCCUGGAACUGACGGCGGCGGUGCUGGCGGUGGUUUUUCAGAGCCAGGUCCGAGAGUGGAUUAACGGCUUCUUCCUGGCAAACAUCAAAGCGUACAGAGACGACAUUGACCUGCAGAACCUCAUCGACUCUCUGCACAGGAUGAACCACUGCUGUGGAGCUCAGGAACCUUUAGUUAAACCUGUAGGAACAUGUUCCUGUUGAGUAAAGUAUCUUGUUCUUUUAACAGAACCACUGCUGUGGAGCUCAGGAACCUUUAGUUAAACCUGUAGGAACAUGGUCCUGUUGAGUAAAGUAUCUUGUUCUUUUAACAGAACCACUGCUGUGGAGCUCAGGAACCUUUAGUUAAACCUGUAGGAACAUGGUCCUGUUGAGUAAAGUAUCUUGUUCUUUUA